Nycticebus coucang (slow loris) is the source of this 714-nucleotide messenger RNA. RefSeq names its product ferritin heavy chain-like. The transcript has a single exon. Gene Ontology annotation, molecular function: ferrous iron binding; ferric iron binding. The coding region runs from base 1 to 714 and encodes 237 amino acids. Gene Ontology annotation, cellular component: cytoplasm. The record is from RefSeq and is a predicted model, not a curated record. Lineage: Eukaryota; Metazoa; Chordata; Mammalia; Primates; Lorisidae. Gene Ontology annotation, biological process: intracellular iron ion homeostasis; iron ion transport.
AUGACCACUGAGGCUCACUUCCCCUUCCGGGCCCACCCGCCACGAUCUAACUGCCACCAGCGGGGAGCCACCCUGGCUGCUCUCACCAGGCCUCAGACCAUCCCUAGGCUGCCACCGCCGCCACCCCGCAGCACCUUCUCGGUCUUCGUGUUCACCGUGCUCGUCAUGGCUGUAGCUCCCUCCCAGGUGCGCCAGAGCUACCAUCCCGAGUGCGAAGCCGGCGUCAACCGCCAGAUCACCCUGGAGCUGUACGCCUCCUAUGUGUACGUCUCCAUGAUCACCUACUUCAACCGGGAAGAUGUGGCCCUGAAGAACUUCGCCAGCUACUUCGAGCGCCAGUCACUUAGGCAGAGAAAGCACGCCGACAUGCUGAUGGAGCUGCAGAACGAGCGCGGCGGCCGCGUCUGCCUUCGCGACCUCAAGAGGCCUAACGGUGACGACUGGGAGAGUGGCCUGGAGGCCAUGGAGUGUGCCUUCCAUUUGGAGAAGAACAUCAACCAGAGCCUCCUGUACCUGCGCAAGCUGGCCACCAACAGGGGCGACCCGCAGCUCAGCAACUUCGUGGAGACCCACUUUCUGCGCGAUCAGGUGAAGAUCCUGAAGGAGCUGGGUGGCCACCUCACCAACCUGCGCAGGCUGGGGGCUCCGGACUCCAGGCUGGCCGAGUACCUCUUCGACAAGCUCACCCUGGGUGGCAGCGACAAAGAGGACUGA